ACUGUCAAUUUCAUUCCAUUUGGAUUCAGUUUGCAAAAUUCUAGUUUCCUAAAACACCAAUAAAAAUGGUAAAACUGAAACCUCCACAAUUUAGAAACCCCUGCCAAGUGAUCAAAGAUUGGGAUACAAAGAACAAUUUCUGGAGUUUCUGGUUUUACAAAAGAUACUAUGGAGUUAUUCCAAUAGUUACGUUAGCCUGCCUGGAUGUCUGCUGGUUCACGUUUUGUAGCAUUCAAGGUUUCAUAAGAACUGACGUAGUGCUGAGCCGUCAUGGUAUUAAAAGCCGUGCUGCAUGUGAUGAUUUCCGAAGCUCCGACGAUGAGAAUCCCCACAACUACAUUCCAAAUUCAAAGGAUUAUCGUCAAAAGCCUCACGGCAGUAAAUACCAUCGAACCCCGUGGGCUAAAAUGAAAGAUAUUAUCAAUACCAGAAACAGUAUUCGAAAGAAGCAUAGAUUGUCUGCAGCUAGUGACGAUAUACAAAUCGACGUAGAACUUUGCACCGAUAACGAAGAUGUAUUCGAAGCUAAUGAUUCCGAAAGCAAAAGCAUGGGAAUAUCCCUUUCACCAUCACCAAAUAUAUACACCAAUUCCAGCACGAGUCCGUGUGGAAGUGAGGUGCCCCAAGAUAUCGUAGAACGCUAUCAACGUGCUUUAGCUGAAGAAAGUACUAAUUCACCUGGAGUAGUAAAUACUCCUUCGGCCUGCAAUUUUGGAGACGACAAUCGAGAUCCAUUUUACGUAAAGAAAAUGGAAGAUUUGCACAAGAUCAAAAAUCAAUCUCCAACUGGCAAACACAGGUGUAUACAAAUGACAAGAGAAUACGAUUUGCCGCCGGAUUUUAAGAAAAAGCUUCAGGAAUGGGAGAAAAUCAAGAAAGCUCACAACGCGUCAGGAUCUAGGAGAAAGUUAGGUGAAAUCACUAAGUGGAAAAGCUUAGGAGGGCCCAGGUCAUCUGAUCAUUCACCCGUUUUUGAAUACCCUCCCAUAUCAGACGAAUUCAGAAAAAAACUAGAAGAAUGGAAGCAGAUAAAAGCUUCAGGAGGACCAGCAGCGUACAACGAACAAAAAAAGCUAACAGACAAAACUCCUAGCCCUAAAUUAAGCAGGAAGAACUCCUCACCAAAGCAAAGCAAAAAGGUAAAAGAUCCCAGUAAGGAGCUCCAUUGGUUUGAAAAGGAACUUGGCAAAAUUGAAAAAGAGAAACAAAUAUUGGAACGUGAAAGGCAAAAGUUUAUGGAAAGAGAAGAAAGGCUAACAAAAUUGCGUAGAUCAAUGCUAGGAGGUUCAACAAAAAAAGAAAUUCUAGUCCAUACACCUUCAGGGUUUCAUCGUUUUGAAGGAAUAUCCAGGAAAUUUGCCCAAAAAUUAUACGAGUGGGAGAAAUCUCAAGGAAUUGCUCCAGAAUCAUCAGCGUUUGCUUUAAUUUCAUCAAAUUUUGCAGUUGAAGCUCCAGCACAUAGCAACACAAAUAAAGACAGUUCAGGGCAUCAUGCUUCAUCUCUUCCACGUUCAAAAUCAGCUGACAGUAUAGCAGUAUCCGCUCUGAACCUUACUUGUCCAGUUUUAUCUCCUCAACCAUCAUCAUUAUCACUAAACGAUAUGGAUGAUUUGGAAAAAGAACGCAUGAACUCCAAAUCAUCGUCAAUGCAAUACUUUUUCGAUGGUGAGGAGCAUUACUUGGAUGAAAAUUUCGAUGAUAUAUUAAAUGAUGAGCCUGAAGCUGUUUUGGUCGAAGUUGAGGAUUAUGAAGAAGAAACUGCGGAGCCGUUGCAUGUAUUGUGUUCCAUGGAAAGACAUCAGUUGCCAGUGUAUCAAAGACAAGAGUUUAAGCCUUUAUGUGAAAGUGAAACUGUGGCGUUGCCAAAAAUAAGGAGAUCGGAAUCAGCAAGAGCGCAAAUCAAUUAUGAUAUUAUGGAGAAUAUUGUGAAAUUAUUAACAGAGCUUCAGGUUACCGAAGAUGAGAUAAGGUGUUUAGUGGAAAACAAAAGCUUAGAAGAUGAGCAAAGCAAGAAAAGUUUCAAGUUCUUAAACGAACUACAAAAUCAGUCCAUUAAAAAUUUAAUCGAACGACUACAAAAACUGCAAGAUGCGAAUCACCUGGUCGCUAACAACAUACCCAAAGAUGACAAGAAAACAAAUUCACACUUGGAGGAAAUUUUGGAUAAUGUGCAAGUUGUUUCCAGUGAAAUGCUACAACUCACAGGGCAAAUGAUGAAAAUCAUCACAGACCGUCUGCACAACAAUCAUCAUUCUUACCAAGCCACAAUAUUCGAUCAAAUCAAGGAAAUACGUUUUAGAAUAGCUGAACUUCGUAGACACCUGAGCUACAUUUGUGCUGCAACUGAUUUGACCACUCCAGCCAAGAGAAAAUCUAGCAAAAAUAAAUUGGAAGUGACCAGAACGUUAUCGAACGAUUCUAGGGAUAGCAAAGGUGAUAUCAGUGAUAUCUCUAGGAAAAGUAGCGAUAAAGAUAAAAGACGAUUUAUUAAAAUGGAAGGUUCAACAAAUUUAUCAUCCAGCCAAGGUGCCGUUAAGAAACGAAUCCGUUACCGACAAAAAACAAUGAACAAAAGUCUAAUAGACACGGACGAUGAAGAGGAACCUAAAACUAUUAAACAACACAAAAAACUCACCAGAACCAGAUCUAUAUCAGAAGGAAACAUGUUCAAGUUUGAUCCAAAACUUUUGGCACCGACCCAUAAUCAAAGUGACGAUUCGCGUCGCGAUUCUUCACCAAUUGAUUCUCCUAUAACGGUAUUUGUGAAGACUACCAGGAAACUGUUUACUCCAAUUGUAGAAACUUCUUUGGGUAAAAGUUUGACUGUAGCCAAUAUGCCUUCAAUUGAAAAGCCCAAAGAAGACAAAACGCAACCAAUAGAGAAUCAGCUGCCACUAGAAAAAUCUAACACUUUAACAUCGCUUCCACCUUUACCAGCUUCUCCAGUACCUCAAAGAAAGGUCUACAAAGAAGUAUCACCUGGUAUCAAACUAAUCAUGGCCAAAUAUAAUCAGAGCAUCGAACAAUCGAGUGGACUUAAAUCUGCAGGUUCAAGUGGUUCGAAUUCGCCUGUAGCAUGGAGAUCGCCGGUACUGGAAAGGAGAGUCAAAGUGCAAACUGAAAAGUACCAAGAAGACUUGAAGAAGUUAUCACCAUUACUUUGUGACAGGAAAUUAGUUCAAAAAUCUUCUAGUGUUGGUUUUCUAUCUUCAGCCAAACAAGUGACAGUGCCUGGAAGAAAAGCUUCACUAAAUGUGUCAACUUUGCCGUCAAACAUAAAAGAGGAGCAUAAGAAAUUGAGAGUUGACAUAUCUUUAGCCAAUGAUUGUUUGGAAGAAAGAGGAAGCUCUUCGGAGAUAAGGAUGAGGAAAAUUCAACAAGCCAAAGAAGAGUUUUUGAAAGCGCCUCUAUCAGCUCCAACUUAUAUUGAAGCUCUCCAGUUUCAUCCAAGGAAUAGGCUUAGCCAAAUAAGCGUUGGAAGUGAAUCAAGUACAGAUCACAGUACCCAACCUGGAUCAUUAAUGAAAUCAGUUUCAGCUGGAAUGAUUAAUGUAGAUCCUGAUGUUUACAACAGGAUAAAACCUGAAUACAGAGCAGAAGGUUAUGUGUCUCUACCACGCCAACCAAAAAAAUCCAAAGACCCAAAAUCCGCCUUUUCAUCAAUAGCAUCCAAAUUUCGGAAAGUCAAAAUGCGUCGAGGUAAAGACAGAGAAAGGGACAAGCAACAAGCAGUCGAAACUCUAUGCAGACAAAGCCUAGUUGUUGAUAUCACGAAUGCGCCAGGUGAUGAGGCUACAAAUGGUAACAAUAAUGGCGAUGUUCACAGACAGGACGAAGCUAGAAAUAUAUCACCGUCGAUUUCGAAAAGUAAUUCUUGGAUAAUGCGAUCCCUUUUCAAAAAGUGAACUUCGUGUUCUAGUAUUACAGGAUAAAAAGCAUUUUUUAGUCAUCUUUAGGAGUGACGAAUGUGAUAUUAUACCUAUGCCUUGAAAUUUGCUUAAUAGUAGUUCUAUCUGCAAUGUGACAAACGUUGUAGGUUUUUUUUUUUUCAAUUGGUAACAUUAUAGAUUUAUCAAAAUAUAUUUAAAUGUUUUUGUUCUUGGUAAAUAACAAUUUUUAUCGACAAACCGUUAGGUGAAUGUCGCUUUCUCUAUUUACUAACUUUUAUGUGCCAAAAUGUUUUGAAUAAUAGUAUAUUUAAUUAUCAUAUUUAGUAUACUUAGUUGUUGUAUCAAUAAAUUGUAUGUUCGUAUUA
Messenger RNA from Ceutorhynchus assimilis (cabbage seed weevil), 4255 nucleotides. Lineage: Eukaryota; Metazoa; Arthropoda; Insecta; Coleoptera; Curculionidae. The record is from the annotation of a GenBank genome assembly.